Messenger RNA from Acanthopagrus latus (yellowfin seabream), 2160 nucleotides. RefSeq names its product interleukin-18 receptor accessory protein-like. Lineage: Eukaryota; Metazoa; Chordata; Actinopteri; Spariformes; Sparidae. The coding region runs from base 196 to 1920 and encodes 574 amino acids. The record is from RefSeq and is a predicted model, not a curated record. Gene Ontology annotation, biological process: interleukin-18-mediated signaling pathway. The transcript has 12 exons. Gene Ontology annotation, molecular function: interleukin-18 receptor activity.
ACCACCUUCCAGAACACUGAUAUGUUCUGUGAUGUAUGUUGUACCUCAUACUGCCACCGAAGAGGGGAGGAGCCAACAUUCACCAGCAACUCCAGAUGUGGUUACUUGACAGGAAAAACUGCUGAAAUGUGAAGAAACGGAUUUCAUCAGCGUGAUCGAUCAACAAGCGGUGUUUACAUUUUUUGGGGUCGCAGGAUGCUGCCUGGACACAUUGUGAUUCUUUUAAUGGUUCCUGUUUUCUCGCAGGGAUGCUGUGGGGGAAACUUUCAUAAGAAAAGAGCAGGGCUCGAGCAGGAUAUCAUGCAGCAGCACUACAGGGCUGUGGAGGGGGAAAUCUUCAUGAUGCCGUGCUUAAAAUGUGUGAACCGCAUCAUGGAGGUGGUGUGGUCGAGGACUGGAGAAGGCAGAGAAGACGCAAAUGAACAGCCACCUUUUGUCUGUGGGAGGAAGGUGUUAGCUGAAGCCAAACAUUCGGGAAAGUACACAUGUGCUGCAUGUGGCAGCAAUGUGUCCUUCCAUCUACAGGUGGUGGAGAGGAGCAGUCUGAAAUGCUUUCAGCCUGAGGAGAGCAGUAAAAUCCUGCUCCUGGGUCAAGGGGGGGAAAUCACCUGCCCAGGUCUCAACUGCAGUGACAACACAGAUGUCAGGUGGUACAAGGGUAACAAAACAGUGUGUGAGAAAAGAGCCUGCAGUGUGAAGAAUGGACGGCUACAUCUGGGCCAAGUCAAGAGUCAGGACACUGGUGUAUUUUUCUGUGACAGACAAGUGAAUGAACAAGGGGCCCAGUGGACCUUCAGGAGGAGUGUUGACGUCACAGCCGUACCACCAACAGAUUUCUUUCCAAGAGACCCUCCCGAAAUAAGGCAUCCUGACGGCAGCAGAACAGAGAAAGUGGAGCUUGGUCAGAAUCACACUCUUCAGUGUGAGAUAUAUUUUCCUUUUGAGAUGCAGUUCUCGCCAAAGGUGCUUUGGUACAUGAAUUACGGCGGCAACACGAAGAAUGCCACCCUACUGGACUUGGAAGAGCCAGAAAUCAAGAAGGUAGAACCUCAAGGGUUCAAGGUCACACAGAGAGCCAUCAUAAAAGAGGUGCGCCUGCAGGACCUGGACAACAUAUACACCUGUAUCGCCAGUAACACUGUUGGAAACAACAGUGUCACCAUCAAGCUCGAGAAGAAAAUUAAAGUGAAACUGCCGUUGCUGGUUGGGUAUCCCUUUGCAGCUCUGCUGGUGGUAGCUGGGCUGGGAAUUGUUUUGCAUGGGAAGUGGCUGGAGCUGCAGCUUCUCUACAGAUCCCGCUUCCAACUUGGAAAACAUGACAGAGAUUUGAAAGAGUUUGAUGUGUUUCUGUCGUACGUGUGGAGCCCCACGUCAGCAGUGGUGGAGGGACCUUUGAUGCCUUCCUCCCCAUCAACACCUGAAAAUGAUGCCGAAGCAUGUUCAUCCGGCAUAGAGCCACUGAACUGUGAGGUGGGUGAAGCCACCCAGAGACCACUAGAACUGCUGCUACCCAAAGUGUUGGAGGACCAGUGGGGGUAUCGCCUCUGCCUGCUGGAGAGGGACAUGCUUCCUGGAGGAGCAUACACAAAUGAUGUGGUCCUUGCGGUGCAGAGAAGCCAAAUGCUUAUAUGUCUCCUGUCUGCUGACUACCUGUCCAACAGCAAUGCAGUGUUUGAACUGGAAUCAGGAGUUCAGGCUUUGCUGCAAAACUCUAGCCUCAAACUCCUACUAAUAUGGACAAGUCGAGCCUCUGCAUCUCUUAUCCAGCCAGAGCCUCCGCUGCCUAUUCUGGUCCAGAGGGCCCUGAAGGUGCUACCCAGUCUGUACUGGCCAUCAGGAAAACCUGGCAGAGCCACCAGCAACGUUUGGAAGACUUUGAGGAAGAGACUGCCUGAUCACAGAGUUCAGCUGGCUCACUAAUUGGAAUAAUGAUUAGACUGUAUAAAUCAUUUUUCCUAACAAUAUGCACAGCAUAUUGCAGCUGCAUAAUGCAGCUUGUAUUACUAUGGACAUAUGCAAUUAGAGGAAAUUCCCACGAAGGAGGCGUAGGGACGCCCAAUUAUGAUGUAUCAUUUUCAAAUGAAAUAUUUUCUUUAAAUAAACAGCAUGGAGUAAUCAAUUAAUUUUUCACUAAUUUUCACUAUCGUCUCCAUCUUUUGG